Messenger RNA from Zalophus californianus (California sea lion), 4266 nucleotides. It is a transcript of the gene FBXO21, whose product is annotated as F-box protein 21. Lineage: Eukaryota; Metazoa; Chordata; Mammalia; Carnivora; Otariidae. The coding region runs from base 57 to 2051 and encodes 664 amino acids. The record is from RefSeq and is a predicted model, not a curated record. The transcript has 13 exons. Gene Ontology annotation, molecular function: protein binding; DNA binding.
GGGCGAAGCGGGGCGCCCUGGCGCGCGCGCGCGGCGGGCCCAGGUACGCGGACAAGAUGGCGGCGGCAGCGGUCGACAGCGCGAUGGAGGUGGUCCCGGCGCUGGCGGAGGAGGCCGCGCCCGAAGCGGCGGGCCUCAGCUGCCUCGUCAACCUGCCCGGCGAGGUGCUGGAGUACAUCCUGUGCAGCGGCUCGCUGACGGCCGCCGACAUCGGCCGCGUCUCCAGCACCUGCCGGCGACUGCGCGAGCUGUGCCAGAGUAGCGGGAAGGUGUGGAAGGAGCAGUUCCGGGUGAGGUGGCCUUCCCUUAUGAAACACUACAGCCCCACCGACUACGUCAAUUGGUUGGAGGAGUAUAAAGUUCGGCAAAAAGCUGGGUUAGAAGCCCGGAAGAUUGUAGCCUCAUUCUCAAAGAGGUUCUUUUCGGAGCACGUCCCUUGUAAUGGUUUUAGUGACAUUGAGAAUCUUGAGGGACCAGAGAUAUUUUUUGAGGAUGAAUUGGUGUGUAUCCUAAAUAUGGAAGGAAGAAAAGCUUUGACCUGGAAAUACUACGCUAAAAAAAUUCUCUACUACCUACGCCAACAGAAAAUUUUAAAUAACUUGAAGGCAUUUCUUCAGCAGCCUGAUGACUAUGAAUCGUAUCUUGAAGGUGCUGUAUAUAUUGACCAGUACUGUAAUCCUCUCUCUGACAUCAGCCUCAAAGAUAUCCAGGCCCAGAUUGACAGCAUUGUGGAGCUUGUUUGCAAAACCCUCCGGGGCAUCAACAGUCGACACCCCAGCUUGGCCUUCAAGGCAGGUGAAUCCUCCAUGAUAAUGGAGAUAGAACUCCAGAGCCAGGUGCUGGAUGCCAUGAACUAUGUCCUUUACGACCAACUCAAGUUUAAGGGGAACCGGAUGGAUUACUAUAAUGCCCUCAACUUGUAUAUGCACCAGGUUUUGAUUCGCAGAACAGGAAUCCCGAUCAGCAUGUCUCUGCUCUACUUGACAAUUGCCCGGCAGUUGGGGGUCCCACUGGAACCUGUCAACUUCCCCAGUCACUUCUUGUUAAGGUGGUGCCAGGGUGCAGAAGGGGCGAGCCUGGACAUCUUUGACUACAUCUACAUAGACGCCUUCGGGAAGGGGAAGCAGCUGACGGUAAAGGAGUGUGAAUACUUGAUCGGCCAGCACGUGACAGCGGCGCUGUACGGGGUGGUCAACGUGAAGAAGGUGUUACAGCGAAUGGUGGGAAACCUUUUAAGCCUGGGAAAGCGGGAGGGCAUCGACCAGUCCUACCAGCUCCUGAGAGACUCGCUGGAUCUGUAUCUGGCGAUGUACCCGGACCAGGUGCAGCUCCUCCUCCUUCAGGCCAGGCUCUACUUCCACCUGGGGAUCUGGCCAGAGAAGUCUUUCUGUCUUGUCUUGAAGGUGCUUGACAUCCUCCAGCACAUUCAAACCCUAGACCCCGGGCAGCACGGGGCGGUGGGCUAUCUGGUGCAGCACACGUUAGAGCACAUUGAGCGCAAGAAGGAGGAGGUGGGCGUGGAGGUGAAGCUGCGCUCCCAUGAGAAGCACAGAGACGUCUGCUACUCCAUUGGGCUCAUUAUGAAGCAUAAGAGUGUCCACUGCAGAAACCACCGAAGGCUGAGCUGUUCUGAACCGGAUCUACGCUUUUUGUUCUGUCGGAAGGGACUCGCUUUCCUCACUGCGAGUCUUCUAAUGGACGAUCUGUAUGGCUAUAACUGUGUGAUCUAUGGUUGGGACCCCACCUGCAUGAUGGGACACGAGUGGAUCCGAAACAUGAACGUCCACAGCCUGCCUCAUGGCCAUCAUCAGCCUUUCUAUAAUGUUCUGGUGGAGGAUGGUUCUUGUAGAUAUGCAGCCCAAGAAAACUUGGAAUAUAAUGUGGAGCCGCAGGAAAUCUCGCACCCUGAUGUCGGACGCUAUUUCUCAGAGUUUACCGGCACGCACUACAUCCCAAACGCAGAGCUAGAGAUCCGGUAUCCAGAGGAUCUGGAGUCUGUGUAUGAAACGGUGCAGAAUAUUUACAGUGCAAAGAAGGAGGACGUAGAGUAACGUCUGGUAGAGGACGCUGCACCUUUGCCGCUGCCGCUGCCCUCCAGGAGACCAGGAUUCCGGAAGAAGACGUCUCCACGGAUCCCUCCGGAUUCACACCACCAGGAAAGCCACUUAACCAGUAGUGCUGGUUGCCUCCUACCAAGUUUAAAUAACGUGUGCUCUCCUCCAGCUGCAAAGACAAUGUUGCUCUCCGCCUACACUAGUGAAUUCAUUUGACGGCACUGUGUUCAGUGGCAUGGCUUGUGUGCUUGUCCCGUGGUGACAGUUCGUGACAUUCUGUCUUCAUGAGGUCUCACAGUCAACACUCUUAGAGUCAUUCUUCCUGCUCACUUCCCGUACGUCUGUCUCCACCUGUCUCAGAACAUUUCAUUUGCCAGACAGAGGGGGGUCCCAUGUUGGCAAUAACUUCUUUCCGAUUUCUCUAUGGAACACGUGCAGUCCUGAGUCGGGGCUGCUUGUUUACCCUGAAUUGAGUUGCUCAUUCGGAGGGGGAGGCUGUGAGUGAUCGUGGCAGCAUCUGAGAGCUGGGGACAUUAACAGACUAACAGUAAUCAGAAUCCUCCGCAUUUAUUUUUUCUAAUAUUUGAAACAGAUUUCAGGCGUUUUAUCUUCUCCUUUAUUUGAAUUGGGAGAAUAGCCUAGCUUUUCCUUCGUGUUCCUCUCAGAUUUAUGUUCAUCUCUCUGCGAAACCUUAGUUUUCUGUUUCAUUACAUAAAAUCUUUUGAGAAAAUGCAUCAUAAUGGCUUUUAUGGAUGGAUUUUCCCACAUUUAUCUAUUCCUCUCUUUAACAUAACUACUUUUUUUUUCUUUUAAUUUUAAAAAUUGUUCCAGUAACAUGAACAGAUCUUAAGUCAGUGACGGGUUCUCUUUAUAGUAGGAAGUAUAAUCUGGUGUUAAAAUGUUUGCUUUUAGAAACCGUACACGGUGGUCUCCAAAGACCUGAAAAGAAGGUUUCACUUUUGUAAUCGGAAAAAAGAAAUAAUGAACCUUACACAGUUUUUUAAAGAGGAAAGAGGAGGUUCUAUGCCCCCUGCCAUCCCGUAGAAUCACUCUAAGACCCUUUGGGUGUGGUGGGGUGGAAACAAGGAGGACGUCUUUAAUUUGAAGAGUGUUCGAUCAGUGGGGAAGGAGGCGGGGGUUCCUGCUUUCUCAAAGUGCUGCUGUGUCUCGCAGAUACCACUGGCUUCUGCCCUGUGCCCUUGGUCCCGGAGCGUGAGGGCACCGGGUCCUUGCGCAGCUCCAGGCGCCUGCCGCUCUCCACCUGCCUGUUCUCAAGCGAGCUAGCUAAUUCGUAGUUAACCAGUAGAAGCUAACUCCUGGAGUUAGGACCUAGUUACUUUACUCAGAGUUGAAAAGAACCCAGUUGCUCUGGUGAGUGAGGCUUCGGGGGCUGUGAUCCGGCCCCGCCUCUCUGCCCUUCUGUGCAUUUGCAUGCUGUUUUCCCACGCCGUGUUUGAGGACUGCCUCUCAUUUAGCCCGUGGAAGCCCUGGGAUGGCCGAGGUUUGGGGAAGCCAGCUGAGACCACUUGGUAGUACCUGGCGACUGGUAAGCAGUUAGUAGAGAUGAGGGUCUGGCGGGCCGGCUCCUGCCAGCCUGAGUUAGCCUCGCCAGUGUCCGCGUCCCCCGUCAGUCCGAUCCAGAGCCUGAUGGGUUAGAUUUGCCUGGGAAAUGUGACCACUCACAGCACCCAGCCUGCUGAGGCUGGAGGUCUUACACUACUCUCGUUUAAAGGUGAGAACUAGUUUAAUCCGGAGGUAAUACUAACCAGAUGCAUUACUAAGAAACUGUGGAGCAUGCUGAGUUAUAAUUGAUUUCCUUUUUUUCUUAGAGUAACAUCAAAGCCAAGAAGGAUGGUUUUACCUUUACUGACCCAAUGUAAAUAUGUAUCUAGACCGUUUUUAAAUGUGUUUCUUCAUGAAUGCUUCAUUUGGCUCCAGGAAGCCUGUGUCACCUGUGUAAGUUGGUAUUUGGGCACUUUAUAUUUUUCUAAAAACGUGUUUUGGAUCUCCUGUACUCUAAUAAAUCAUAAGUUUCUUUUUAAAAUUUUUUCCAAAAGUUUCUCCAUUUUAAAAAGCCCUGUUACAACAAAGUAGGACUUUCACGAUGUUAAAAUAUUAAAUAUUUGGAUAUAUAGUAACUUCUUUUCUCUUCAAAUGAAUGCCAAGUUUUUUUGUACAAUGAUUAAUAAAUGGAACUUACCCAGAGAAACCA